Messenger RNA from Kazachstania africana CBS 2517, 864 nucleotides. RefSeq names its product Sec20p (gene SEC20). The record is from RefSeq and is a predicted model, not a curated record. The transcript has a single exon. NCBI's taxonomy places the organism in Eukaryota, Fungi, Ascomycota, Saccharomycetes, Saccharomycetales, Saccharomycetaceae. The coding region runs from base 1 to 864 and encodes 287 amino acids. Gene Ontology annotation, molecular function: SNAP receptor activity. Gene Ontology annotation, biological process: retrograde vesicle-mediated transport, Golgi to endoplasmic reticulum. Gene Ontology annotation, cellular component: SNARE complex; endoplasmic reticulum.
AUGCUCGAUCAAGUGGCGUUAAUGGGUACUGUCGAUGCAAAUGAUAGCAUUGAUAGCUGUUCAAACUUGAUAAUCAGUUUUGAAUCGUUGAUUAGAUCCAGUGUGGUGGCAAUCAACCAGUCUCAUAGAAAUUUACAAUUGAAAUUGACUCAUAACGAUACCCAAUUACACGUGGAGAAGGACGGUACAGUUGAUGACAGUAUCAGCCAAGACAUUACACGGUUGAUCAAAUUUAUAUCCUUCAAGACAGAAUUUGUAAAAAAUUUCCACGAGACAAUCUUACAGGAGAACUACAACUCGAAAUAUUCCAAGAUCGACAGACUGAGGAAUGAAAAGAUGGCCUCUUUCACGAAACCACACACUAUUGUCGAAAGCACCACCGUUAAACCCACCUCGACAAAGGACAAACUACUCAAGACCAACAAGAAAUUGACGGGCAAUCUUAUCAAAAGCAACCAAUAUUUGCAAUCUUCCAUCCUGCAAUCCGACUUGAACUUGGAUGAGUUGAAACAACAGACACUUUCUUUAAACAUCGUGAACAACAAGUAUGAACAGUUCGGAACCAUCGUAGACAAGACUACAAGUAUAAUAAACCAAUUGAACAAAUCGUCGAACCAAGAAAAGAGAAACGUUUACCUAUCGCUUGCAUUCCUAUGUUGCUGCUGCUCGUGGGUGCUGUGGAGACGUAUCCUCAAGAUUCCAACAAAACUGUUCAUCUGGUUACUGUUCAAAUUUUUCAAAUCGAUCCUGCUCGCUUUAAAUCUGGUCAAAUCACAUGCUGAAGAUGCCACUUCCAUCACCACAGCAGUCGACGAAGCCAUGCAGCGCAUCCUAACCACCGAACUCAUCAAUGAUGAAUUGUAA